Molecule: messenger RNA, 3161 nt
Organism: Haliotis rubra (blacklip abalone)
Lineage: Eukaryota; Metazoa; Mollusca; Gastropoda; Lepetellida; Haliotidae
Product: mutS protein homolog 5-like
Biological process (GO): chiasma assembly; mismatch repair
Cellular component (GO): nucleus
Molecular function (GO): mismatched DNA binding; ATP-dependent DNA damage sensor activity; ATP binding
Source: RefSeq, a predicted model, not a curated record
CCCUCCAUCUUGGGUAAAGGUCGUACUGAAUGAACUUCACCCUGACACGCCAUAACAGCAUUACAAUUGAGGGGCUCUCGGGGAUUUGUUGGGGUGAAAACACUGAUCGAAUGACAAUGUAUUGAAUUUAAAAAGACCCUGUGAAAAUGUUUGGGAGUCAAUCAUCAAGCAAAACUGGCCAUCCAGUCAAUCACCCAACCACUGAAAUGGCAUCAAGUUCAUCCAUUUGCCCAUCCACCCAUCCAACACGUAAUUUCUCUGGUUUCGGCACAACUCACUCAACACCACAGUUGUCUGCAUCACCUCUUCCAGGCAGCUAUUUCUCGACUGGUUCAAGACCUGCUGAAUCCAGCACUCCAUCACUCCAUCCUACAAGUAACUCCUCUGUCAGUCGUUCCAGCAGUGUGACUCCCCAUCCACCCAUCCCAUCUCCUGUUCACCAGCCGCCCUGUCCAUCCAGCCAGACGACAGCCCAGAUGUCUACCCAUGGGUUGGAUGUGUCUGACACCCAGUCAGACAUGGAGGAGGGAGAUGUGGCAACACUCAGACAAAGACAAGAGGACUUUGCUGACAUUGAUUCACAGGUGUAUCUGAGUUUGGUGUGGCAUGGAGGACGAAUCAGUCUAGCAUAUUACGAUAUUGACACCAUGCUGAUUCACCUUAUGCUGGACACUGAAGAAACAGACAAUUUUUCCAUACUUAAAAGAGCCCUGCAUCAGCUUAGACCUGAGAAAGUUGUUGCAAGUUCAAAACAGGAUGAGCGCUUGGUGAAGUUUCUCAAGCAAGCACUGUCAUCCCCGCAAGUUGGGAGGAGUGGAGAGGAGGAGGAGGAUACAGAAGUGUUGCAGUUUCUACCCAGUGUCGACUUUUCUCUUGCGAUCUGCAAACGAAGAAUCCUGUCCCUCAAUCUCCCCACAAUACCUGACCACUACACUGACAUGGAGCGCACUCUCUACAUGUCAUCACUUGUGCCCUUUGAGAAUGUCUGCAUGGUGAGGGCGGCAGGGGGUCUGCUCAAGUUCCUGGAGAAGGCUCGUGUGGGCGUGGAACUGGAAGACUCUGACAUCAGGGUGCCGGUGCUGGGCAUACAGAUUUUCACACUAGAAGAUCAGAUGAUAAUAGAUGACAUUACUUACAGUGCUCUGCAGAUCUUCUACCGUGAGGCCCACCCCUCUGUCUACAAGUCUGGGUCAGGAGCCAAGGAGGGCCUCAGUCUGUUUGGCAUCCUAAACAGAUGCAGGUCUCAAAUAGGCAGCAAAAUGUUAAGGUUGUGGUUCCUGCGACCUCUGCGGAAUGUGGACAUCCUGAAACAGAGACACGCUGCAAUAGAGUUCUUUAUGCAUGCCAGGAACAUAGAGGUCCUCACUACCCUGUCUGACUGUCUUAAGCAUAUCAAGAAUGUACCAAGAAUCAUAACACGGAUGCUGCAGGCUCAGGCUUCUGUUGGGGACUGGCAAGCCUUGUAUAAGACAACCUACCAUGCCAUCUACAUCAGGGAUGUAUGCCGGGCACAACCACAACAUAUUGCUGUGUUCAACGAGAUCAGCACAUGUUUCAGUGAAGCUCUCCACAAGAUUGCAACACUCAUCAGCAGGAUUGUGGACUUUGAACAAUCCACUUUGCAAAAUCAUUUUGUGGUCAAGACAAAUGUAGACCCAGAACUGGAUGAAAAGAAGAGGACAUACAAUGGACUGCCAGACUUCAUGACUAAAGUAGCUAGAGAGGAACUGGACAGACUAAGUCCAGACAUAGUGGAGUGUAACAUCAUCUACCUGCCACAGAUAGGGUAUUUGCUGGCAAUCCCUCAGACUGAGAAGAUGAAAAGACCAGAGGAAUAUGAGAUCGAGGGACUAGAAUUCAUUUUUCUUUCAAAUGAAAUACUGCACUACCGAAGUGCAAGUACAAGGGAGUUGGAUCGCUUGCUUGGUGACACAAUGUGCGACAUAACAGACCAUGAGACCAGCAUCCUUCAUCGCCUACAGAACAAGAUCCUGGAACACACAGAUGUACUGUACCUCGUCAUGGAGCAUGCUGCUGAACUUGACUGAGUCUCACAAGAUUUCUGUCUCAUGGCUUUGGCAACUUGUGCAAGAGAGUUUAACUAUGUGAAAUGGACCUGAGCUGUUCUUGUUUAUGUUGCUUCUUACAGACAUCCACUUCAAGAACUCUGCUGCACUCCCUUUGUGCCCAAUGAUCUUCACAGUGGUGGGGACAGAGGAAAGAUUAAGCUCCUCACAGGGCCAAAUGCUUGUGGAAAAAGUGUCUACCUGAAACAGAUUGCCCUGAUAGUGUACAUGGCCCAGAUUGGCAGCUUUGUCCCGGCAGAGCAUGCUGUUAUAGGGAUGGUGGACCGGAUCUUCACCAGAGUCAAGUCACUGGAGAGUGUGUCCCUUGGACUGUCCACCUUUAUGCUGGACAUCAACCAGAUGGCCGAGUCAUUGAGAAAUGCAAGUGAGAGGUCGCUGGUGAUUGUUGAUGAAUUUGGAAAGGGCACAGAGACAACAGAUGGCCUCUCUCUGUUUUGUUCGUGCCUGAAGUACUGGCUAGCACAGAACGCCCAGUGUCCACAUGUCCUGAUGUCCACUCACUUCCACAGUCUCGUCCACCAGAAUAUGCUGCCCCAGUCAGACCAGCUCCAGUUCCUAACACUAGACACACUACACAAUGGUGAGGAGCUUGUGUUCCUGUACCAGAUUGUUGAGGGACACACUACAUCCAGCUAUGCCAGUCACAUUGCAGCACAGGCAGGAUUACCUCAGGACUUGGUGAACAGGGGAACUCAGGUGUCGGCCCUGCUGCGAGAGUGCCGCCAAGUACACAGACUGGAUACAGAGGAUACAACGUCACAGCUCAAGAGAUGUGAGCGGAUGGUGACCCGGUUCCUGCAGCUGGACAUGAAGACUGAUGAUCUCCAGUCCUUCCUGAAAGACUUCAUUCUACCGGUCAGCAAGGGCAAGCACUGACCAUCUACCUAAUCAACCUCUGUCGUGAUCAAGAUGUGCAAACAUCAAUCUUAUUAAAAUCAGAUCCUUUUAUACAUACCUCUCUGCAUGAAAAUCUGGUGACUUGUAGCAGGUUGUGUCUUCUGAACUCUGAGCUCUGAGCUCUGAAAGGGUGUGUGGAUUCUUUACCCAAUCAGUCAGUAUUCACGAUUGGUGUUU